This is a messenger RNA of Anoplophora glabripennis (Asian longhorned beetle), 4078 nucleotides long. Its product is annotated as amyloid-beta-like protein. Gene Ontology annotation, molecular function: heparin binding; transition metal ion binding. The record is from RefSeq and is a predicted model, not a curated record. Gene Ontology annotation, cellular component: membrane; neuronal cell body; neuron projection. The transcript has 9 exons. Gene Ontology annotation, biological process: axonogenesis; central nervous system development. The coding region runs from base 62 to 2359 and encodes 765 amino acids. NCBI's taxonomy places the organism in Eukaryota, Metazoa, Arthropoda, Insecta, Coleoptera, Cerambycidae.
CCCAAGAACGGCAAAGUCGCGAUCGCGCUAGUGCGGUGCUACUGGUGAAAAUUCUUGGAAAAUGUUGCAGAUCUCGUAUCUAAUAUGUGCGAUAUGUAUAUGCGGUGGGAUUUUAAGCCAGGCUAUGGGCCUACCGGAUAACGCUCUGAGCAGUGGCGGCUCCGUCUCCCAUUUCGAACCCCAAGUGGCUCUCCUCUGCGACGCCGGGCCCCACGGGCAGGAGGCCUACCACCCGAAGCAUAUGAACGAUGAGGGCGAAUGGGUCUCUGACUUCUAUUCCAAGGCCACCUGUUUCAAAGACAAGAUGGACAUACUUAACUACUGUAAAAAGGUAUAUCCAAAAAGAGAUAUAACCAACAUCGUAGAAAGCAGUCACUAUCUUAAAAUUGGAUCCUGGUGUAGAGCUGGAUCUACCGCUGGCACUCAAUCAAGAGGAAAAUGCAAAACGGCUAGAUGGGUGAAACCCUUCCGAUGUUUAGAAGGACCUUUCCAAUCUGACGCCCUCUUAGUACCAGAAAACUGUAUGUUCGACCACAUCCACAAUCAGAGCAACUGUUGGACCUUCGCAAGGUGGAACUCCACAGCCGGUAAUGCCUGCCAAGAAAAGGGCCUGCAGCUGAGAUCAUUCGCCAUGCUUUUACCUUGUGGCAUUUCGUUAUUUAGCGGAGUUGAAUUCGUCUGCUGCCCCAAACAUUUAAAAGAUAACAUGAAACCCAAAAAGCCUGUCGACCUGGCUAUUCUGAAGAAAGAACAGGAAGUCUUUGAUGCCAUAGAUGAUGACGAUGAUGACUCUGAUGAAGAGGAUGAUAAAGACGACUUGGACGACCUUGCUGACGAUACUGAAUUGUCCGAUGACCCUAAUAUUGAUGAUGAAGACGAGGACGAAGACGAUGAUGACUACGACGAUAUUGACUGGGACACAACUCCAUCAAGUACCACCAUAGCUUAUAAACCAUUAGCAUCAUCUACAACUACGACUCCUAGUACCACAACAACUACCAGGACUACAACUGUUGCCACUCCAGAUCCAUAUUUCACUCAUUUUGAUCCAAGAAAUGAACAUGAAAGUUACAAGGAAGCUCAGGAACGCCUUGAAGAAACUCAUCGUGAAAAAGUCACUAGGGUAAUGAAGGACUGGUCAGAUCUAGAGGAACGUUAUCAAGACAUGAGACAGACAGACCCAAGAGGAGCAGAUGAAUUCAAACAAAGAAUGACACAAAGAUUCCAGCAAACUGUUCAGGCACUUGAAGAGGAAGGUGACGCAGAAAAACACCAACUUGCCGCCAUGCAUCAACAAAGGGUACUAGCUCACAUCAAUCAAAGGAAAAAGGAAGCUAUGUCUUGCUACACUCAGGCUCUAAAUGAUGAUCCACCAAAUACCCAUCGUGUCCAGAAAUGUCUACAAAAGCUCCUGCGUUCCCUCCACAAAGACCGUGCUCACGCUAUUAGCCACUACCGUCAUCUCUUGGCUACUAGCAUAGAAGCAGCAGCCCGUGAACAACCAAGAACCCUCGAACGCCUUACUGACAUUGACCGAACCGUAAACCAAAGUAUGCAGAUGCUCAAAAGAUAUCCAGAAUUAUCUGCCAAAAUUGGACAGUUAAUGGAUGACUAUAUUCAAGCUCUUAGGUCAAAAGAUGAAACACCUGGUUCACUUUUAGCUAUGACCACUGAUGCCGAACAAGCGAUUUUGGAUAAAUUUAAAUCAGAAGUUGCCUCAAAGCAAGCAGAAAGAGAAAGGCAAAGGAUUCAAGAAAAAGAAAGGAAAGAACAGAGGAAGAAAGAAAGGACUGAAUUGAAAGAAGAACAAAAACGUGUUGAGGAAGCUCUUGGCAAAAAGAUUAGCAAUUUUGAUGAUGAAGAUAUGGAAGAUGAAUCUUUACCAGAAGAAAAACUUUCCACUACAGUUUCUCCAACAUCAGGCAGCACAUUUUCUGAAAUUAUGAGCAAUUCUGUAACAGCUACGGUGGGACACAAGGAAGUUGACGAUGCUGCAGUUCAAGAAGCUGUCGAAGAAGUCGCUAAAGCUGCAUCUCAUAAACAGGAUAUCAUCAGAGUUGCUCACUUGAUGAGCCACGAUAUUGGUCAUGGUGAACCUACAUAUUCCGUCAGACGAGAAGUCUAUGGAAGAAAGGACGGCAAGAGUGUAUACUUUACUUUAGCUUUCGCAGGCAUGGCCUUGAUGGCUGCCAUAAUCGUAGGUGUGGCUGUGGCCAGACGCAGAUCCGCAAGAUCGCCUCAGAGCCAGGGCUUCGUAGAAGUUGAUCAAGCGGCCACCCCUGAGGAAAGACACGUAGCUAACAUGCAAAUAAACGGUUACGAAAAUCCUACCUAUAAAUAUUUCGAAGUAAAAGAGUAAUAUGUAAUGUACGAACCACUUGGACGUUUAUUUAAUUUCUUACAGAGUGUUGUUUUGCCUGGCAGCGUAUAAUUUGAUAUUAUUUGAAGCAAUACUUUGAUGUGUUUUUUAUGACCGACGGUCUUGUUAAGUUUGAUGAUUUUCGUUUGAGGCUACUAGGAUCUUAACCAUUCCAUUAAUUUUUAAUUUAACUGUACUUAAUAAGCAACUCGAUAAUAAUUCUACAUAUGCAAAGUAUAAAAUAUAUAAAUAUUUUGAGAAUUAUGAAAACUUGAAUAGUAAGUAAUAAUUUUUGCAUAUGACAGUCCAUGUUUACAUAUUUAAUGUAAUCAUUUAUAGUAAAAGUAUUGUGACGGUACACACAUUAUACAUAUUGCGAUAUUAGUUAGACAUAAAACAUUGUGUAUCAUCACAAUAUCCAGUUAGUUGCUAGAUGUAUAUGGUACCCUCCAUAUUAUACUUAAUAAAGAUUAGAUUAUAAUGUGCAUGUUAAUCAACAAGCUUUUGUACAAAGUCUUUUUAUUUUUGUUACGACUUUAACCAGCUUUAUUCACGCCCUUUACCCCUUAUAUCCAGCCCAGGAAAAUUUUACAAAAUGAUCGGUGUUUUACCUUCCCAAUGUAUAUAUAUUUAUUACAGCGAUUAGAUCUACCAAAAAAGAAAAAUAAAAUAUUAAAAAAUUCCUGCCAGCAGUAUUUCACAAAGUGCAAGAACUCGAAUAACACACAACAGUGUAGGUAUAUGAAUAAUAUUCUUAACCAACACUCAUUUUCUAGUUAUUAAAAUUCUAGUAGCCAGAAAGUAUUACAAACGUUAAUUUGCCAUAAAAGUUUAAAGUGAAAAUUCUGUAAAUAUUUUCCUGGGUAAUCCCAAUCAAAGAAGACCAACUGAUGGUUCAUCGUUCAAGCACAAUAUGAUUGAAUACAUGUAUGUCUAUCUUUCUUUGAACAAAUGUGUGCCGUAUGUGAUUUCCGACCGAAAUUUGUUGCGUUAAAUUUAAAAAUAGUGGGUUACAAAACUAAACCUGCCUAGAUAAGAUAGUAAUACAAUGUAUUCAGUAUGAUUUCUUUCCCAGAUUUUGAGUAUUUGACGAGAGCUUAAACAAUAACUUUAAAUUACUUCAUUCACUAUAUCUUUUAUUUCAGCCGUAAAAUCAGAAUUUGUAUUACAGUAUCAUUAAAUGCAUACGUAAUAUUGACAAAUUUAUUUUAACUUUAAAUCUAAUUCACACAGAAAAAUAGACGAUUAUAGAGAACGAAGCAAUUUCGGGUUUUGUGUAUUUUAAUCCAAAACUUGUAUUUUAAUUUGAGAGUAAGCUGUUUGUAGAUAACACAUUUGUGAAGAGAUCGUUUAUUUAUGGGCAUAACAAUUUUAUACUGAAUGGCUUCUGACAGCUUGUAUAAUAAUUUAGUAAAUAUAUAAAAAUUUCAUAUUAAUGUAAUUUCCUCCCACGAUCCUUAACUAGCGAAGGCUAGGAAAAAAGAUGUGUUUGAUGUGCAUAUUUAGUAAAUUUCCCAACAAUUUUCAUAAAUAUUUUUCCUAUUUACGGUGUUACUACUUAAAACACAUUUUGUUAAGGAAAAACACUUAAGCCAUUAUUUCUCUUAGUACCUACCCUAACCUAAUCUGUAUUAGAUUAGUUUAAUAGUAUAGUUAUUAUAUGUUUUGUGGCCAUGUAAUUUUAAAUUUAAUGUAAUAAAGAACUAACUUAUUAUUUUA